UCACCGUCCGCAGUCUGCCUCAGCACCUCAACCGCCCGCAAUGCCCUUGGAUACUGCCGCCCCGCUCAUCUCCACAGCGCUCUGACUAACCGUAUCUCUCAAGGACGCAUCCUGGAUCUUUACUUUUGGACUGUUGUGCGCACUGUCCUCUGAGUCCUCUGCGCUGCGUGAAGCGAAUGGAGAAGGUCCAAGGAUAACACAGGGUGCAGGAUUUUGCUACUGCAGAAGACCUGCCGGUGGUUCGCUGGCCGGGGCAGGGGGGCGGGGGGGGACGUGCUGUCACAGGCUGUGGUGUCGCAUCCACUAUUUUGAUCAUCUAAAAUCGCCUUGCAUGGAUACAUCAUGGCUACGUUUAUUUGCAGGGUGCAGUUCUUAGAUGAUACUGAUCCAUUUAACAGCACCAAUUUCCCCGAGCCCACCAGACCACCUCUGUACACUUUCAGGGAAGAUAUUCCUCUGAUAAAUCAGAUUGCUGGAGUCCACAGGCUGCUGAAAGCCCCACAGAAGCCUGAUGACUGUGCCCUUCAGCUGUCCCAUAAUGGAAGCUACCUGGACUUGGAGUCUACCCUGGCAGAGCAGAGAGAUGAACUGGAUGGAUUUCAGGAGGAAGGAGGGAGAGGCAAGAAACACAGCAUUAUUCUUCGAACACAGCUAUCAGUCAGAGUUCAUGCUUGCAUUGAAAAGCUCUACAACUCAACUGGACGGGAGCUACGAAGAGCCCUCUUUUCCCUCAAGCAGAUUUUUCAGAAAAGCAGCAGUCCUUGUGAGGAUGACAAGGACCUGGUGCAUGAGUUCGUGGUGGCAGAGGGACUGACAUGUUUGAUAAAAGUGGGAGCCGAAGCCGACCAGAACUACCAGAAUUACAUCCUCAGGGCUCUUGGUCAGAUAAUGCUGUAUGUGGAUGGGAUGAACGGCCUCAUAUCUCACAAUGAAACAGUCCAGUGGCUUUACACCCUGGUUGGAUCCAAGUUCCGUCUGGUGGUGAAGACGGCGCUAAAGCUGCUGCUGGUGUUUGUGGAGUACACAGAGUCUAAUGCCACCCUGCUCAUAAAGGCUGUGAACGUUGUGGAUGCCAAAAGAGGCACAAAACUGUGGUCAAACGUCAUGGAGAUCCUUGAUGAGAAGGAUGGAGUGGAUACAGAGCUGCUGGUGUAUGCGAUGACACUCAUCAAUAAGACUCUGGCAGGUCUCCCAGACCAGGACUCCUACUAUGACAUGGUGGACUGUCUGGAGGAACAGGGCAUCGAAGCCAUGGCCCAGAGACACCUGACCAGGAAGGGCACGGACCUUGACCUCGUAGAACAGUUCAACAUUUAUGAGAUGACUCUGCGUCAUGAGGAUGGCGACGAUGAAACCCAGUUGCCUCCCAGCGGCCGAAAGGACCGCCGCCGGGCCAGUGUCGGCGGCACCAACGAAAGGCGGGGCCUGGAGAGAAGACGCAGCCGGAGACACUCGCUCCAGCAUAACAGAGGCCACGCUUCUGCCCCAGCAUCACCCAGCAGCCCACAUACUCAUGCAAGCAGAUUCCUGCCCUUCGGUGGUCAAGGUGUUGAAGACAUUAGUGAAAGUCUGACAGAUACAAACAACCCUCCUACAUCUUACACAGCUAGAAAGCCUUGCUGGGCUGAAAGAAUCAAUGCCAAUGGCACUCCGUACCCUGGCAGGCACCAGGCUCCUACAUCACCCAUCCAUCGCUUCUCCAAUUCAGCAGCCUCCACGCCAGACUCUAAACCUGACAGACCCGCUUUAGGAGGUUUGCUAACUUCAUCGUACAGACAGCAUCAGGAGUCGCUGGCUGCCGAGAGAGAGCGAAGGCGCCUGGAAAGAGAAGAGCGUCUGCAGAGAAUCGAAAGAGAAGAGAGGAAUCGCUUCAAUCGAGAUUAUGUAGACAAGAGAGAAGAAGCAAGACAAGCCAGAGAGGAAAGGUACAAGGCUGUGGAGAGGCUAGCUGCAGAGGAGUUUGAGCGGGAGCGACCCAGAGUGCCAACAAGAGGACGGACGGAGAUCACUUUGUGUUUGAGUUCCAACCCCGCCAGCCGCUCAGCGUCUCGCUGUGCCACACCUUCAUCCAUCAUCUCGCAGGAAGACACCAUCGCCACGGCACACCAGGCAUCUGGAACAGAACACAUCUCAGAGCCAAACCUUGACCCACAGACCAGAACCAAAAGUCCAGCGCCAGAGUUAACAGUAUCAGAAACCUCCCCCACACCUCCCUCCGAGCCAGACAAGCAGCAGACUGAGACAGAGUCGCCUGCCGAGGCAGAGGAUGUUGCUGAGUCUGACCAAAAUGUAGUGGCAGAGCCGGCGUCAGACGAACAGUCAGGCGUGGAGACGGAAGAGGGGCAAGAGCAGGAGAGGCCUGAGGGCCAGAAACAGGGCAUGGAUGAGGCAGCGGACGAAGAGCAGGUAGAAGAAGCAGACGUAGCUGAUGUAGCAGAGGUGGGAGAACAAGAUGUGGAAGUGGAUGUCGAGCUAGGGGAGGAGAGCGAGAAGGACCCGCCGACGGAAAGGGAUGUAGAAGACAGUGUACUGCUGAGUGAGAAGGAGAGACAGAAUGAGGAAGUGAAUGAGAAGGACAACUGCUCUGCAUCUAGCAUCUCCUCUACGAGUAGCACUCUAGAGAGGGAGGAGCGGGAGGAGAAGCUCACAGGUGACAUUGAAGCAGGCCAGUGGACUCAGUGCAUUAAAGACGCAGAUGUGAACGACGAGUGCAACAAAAUUCUGAACAGCAAGCGCUUCAUGCUGGACAUGCUCUAUGCUCAGACGACACCCAGCAAGGAUGGAGGGAAUGUAGGAGAAACGCAGAGAGAAAAAUGUAAAUGUGAGAAGGAGACAGAGGUCAGUGACUCCUCUGUGGCUAGUUUGGCCAGCAGGAUCUCCACACUGGAGGCUCACAGACAGGCCAGAGAAGAAAAUGUGAAAAAAAUGGAGGUGGGACAUCUGGACAACCAGGGCAGUGUCCGAGCAGUGGCGGAGAAGUUUGGAGAUUUGGUCAAAGGCUUAACGUCUCCUCUUGAGGUGGAGGCCUCAAAAGAACAGCAGCAGCAGCAGCAAACGGACAAAUCAUCAACUGCAGCUUCAUCAGCUUUACCUCCUAAGAAAGAGUCUGAUUAUAUCUGGGAUCAGCUGAUGGCAGCACCCAGGGAGCUGCGCAUCAAAGAAAUGGACUUCACGGAUCUGAGGGACGAGGAUGACUUGGACAUUUUAGACAUGGACAACAUGGUGGGGUCAGGUGACCUAAUACCACCACCUCCCCCUCCACCAUGCAACGCUGCCCUGCCUCCACCCCCACCACUGUUUGGGUGCCCUCCGCCUCCUCCCAUGCUUGGCAAAAUGAUGCCGCCACCCCCACCGUUCAUGGCCCCUAUCCCUCCACCCUCCCCUCAGCUCAGUCGAGGGGAGGUGCCUCUCUUCCAGAAAAAAAAGAAGACCAUCCGUCUCUUCUGGAACGAGGUGCGUCCUGUGGACUGGCAGUGUAAGAACCAUAAAUUCUGUAAGGACUCCCUCUGGUGCAAACUGGAGCCAAUUAAACUGGACACAUCCAAGCUGGAGCAGCUGUUUGAGUCCAAAUCCAAGGAGCUGCCUGUCACUAAGAAAGCAGCUGUUGAUGGCAAAAGACAAGAAAUCAUAGUCCUGGAUUCAAAACGAAGCAACGCUAUAAACAUUGGUUUGACUGUCUUACCUCCUCCCCGCACCAUCAAGACUGCAAUCCUCAACUUUGAUGAGUACGCACUAAACAAGGAGGGCAUUGAGAAAAUACUGACAAUGAUCCCCACAGAGGAGGAGAAGCAGAGGAUCCAGGAGGCUCAGCUGGUCAACCCCGAUAUUCCCCUGGGCAGCGCUGAACAGUUCCUUCUCACCCUCUCCUCCAUCACAGAGCUGUCUGCUCGCCUGCAGCUGUGGGCAUUCAAGAUGGACUAUGAGCUUAUUGAGAAGGAAGUGGCAGAGCCUCUUCAGGACCUGAAGGAAGGGAUGGACCAAUUAGAGAAAAACAAGACACUCCGCUACAUCUUGACCACACUGCUGGCCAUUGGCAACUUCCUCAACGGAACCAAUGCUAAAGGCUUUGAGCUGAGCUACUUGGAGAAAGUCCCAGAGGUGAAGGACACGGUUCACAAGCAGUCUCUGCUGCACCACGCCUGCUCCAUCGUGGUUGAGAAGUUUCCAGACAGCACUGACCUCUACUCUGAGAUAGGAGCUAUCACCCGCUUGACUAAGGUGGACUUUGACCAGCUUCAAGACAAUCUGGCCCAGAUGGAACGAAGGUGCAAAGCAUCAUGGGAUCACCUCAAGGUCAUUGCAAAACAUGAGAUGAAGCCAGCGUUGAAACAAAAAAUGUCCGACUUCCUCAAAGACUGUGCAGAGAGAAUUAUUAUUCUGAAGAUUGUACAUCGAAGAAUUAUCAACAGGUUUCAUGCCUUUCUGCUGUUCCUGGGCCAUCCGAUAUAUGCCGUACGUGAGGUCAGCAUUCAUCGCUUUAGCAAGAUCCUGAGUGAAUUUGCCCUGGAGUAUCGCACAACAAGGGAGCGUGUGCUUCAACAGAAACAGAAGAGGGCCAACCACCGAGAGAGGAACAAGACCAGGGGAAAAAUGAUAACAGAUAGUGAGGAUGACGAUGAUAGUGAGAGUGGUAAAUUUGGCAGUUCCCCACCAGAUGCACAGGAGAGCCAGCCUCAGGGUAUCCAGUAUGCUGAAGAUGCAGCUGAACAUGAAAACAUGAAGGCCGUGCUAAAGAGUAGCCUGCAGGGUGGAGAGAGCGGGACGUCCACGGUGCCGGGCCUCCGUACACGCACCAGAGCCGGCAGCACCAGAGGGCGUGUUCCCCCAUGGUGCUCUGCCAGUGAUGACCCAGUGAACUGCACAGAUGACACAGCUGAUGAGAUCAUGGAGAGGAUUGUCAGGUCAGCCACUCAGGGGCCCAGCCAGCGGACGCAACCUCGAGAGAGGAGGCGAUCCCGAGCCAACCGAAAGUCAUUGAGAAGGACACUGAAGAACGGUUUGACGACAGAGGAGGCCAACGCUCUCGGCUUGUCCAGUGGUUCGGAGAUGCAGGUGUGAGCUGGGCCUGGGUCCCACUGGACAUUAAGACGUCUGGAAGCCCUUUCACUGCCCCCUCCAAUGUCUACAACCAACCUGGCAACCCACUGCACUCUUAACUUGGCACUAAACCCCCCCCCCCCCCCCCCCCCCCCAGCUUUGAUGAGUUGAUCUCAUCUUUAUGCGUUUGGUUUACAUAGGCUUGACUCAAGUGCUUCCUGAAGAGAGUGGAUAAAAAGCGGAACAAGAUUUUAUUCAUGAACUGUGCAGCAGAGAGAGCAGAAACAGGCACGCUGCAUUCAAACCACUAAGCUUUGCUGUUGCUGGAUAAACAUCGAUGAUCUGCACUCACAGGGCUUAAUCACCAUCAUCCUUCGAACGUGACGUUGCUCACAAACACCCACACAAAAGUAUAUUUUGUUAAAGCCAAGGGCAUCAAAAGAGCUAGCAGUGCAUAGAAGUGUGGUACAGACACUAAACUCUUCACUGUGUUUGCUUGGGUUUAGUGUCACCCUGCAGCUUUAGUGGCAAAUUGUAUUGAAAGACAUUUCAUCUAUUGAAUAGAUGGUUUCUUGCAGAGGGUUAUUCUGUUAAAUACUACUGUGGUAGUUUUGUGUUUCUAUUCAUUUUUGCUCAAGAAGGUGCUCAAAUAAGGAACAAUUGCACUGGAUGUUAAAGUUGGGUAUCAAUGGAAUGUGAAAUCCUUGACACUGAUGAACCACUCUGACAUUUGAAUCUGAAAACACACUCAACAGUUUUUACCAGCAAUUUAACAGUAGCACAGUUUUUAAUGUCUAAUCCAAAGUCGACAGAUUCAAGGCAGGUGUGCAUUAGUUUACUGGGUGAGAAGGAGUUUAUCAGAGAAACAGUGAAAAUAUUCACAAGAUCACAAGGAGGGAGCGAAUGUUACUGUGGGUAAGACUGGUGAUACCACUAGUUUCCGACUAAUGCUCGUCAUGCAGACAUGUUUAGCUUAAACAAAUGUAGACAAGUUGUAUCAUGUGACCUAUUCUCACUAAUGGACUGAACAGUUGGGGACAGUUUAAGGAAGGCAGGCACAAUGUUGCGGUUGAGCAAUCUUCACAAUAGUUAUGUAGUUUUAUUUUGUAGAAACUUUGAGCUGCACAUUUCAGAGUGCCUUUCAGAGACAGUUAUUUAUUAAGACGUUUUCAGGGACAUAAAAAAAUAAAAUCAGAAAAUGUUACUACAAAUGUGCGGUCUGUGAGGGAAGGGAGGAUGAUAAUACUGCAAUCAUUCAUGAGCUGUGAUUUAUUUUUAACCAGUAUUUUUAAAACUUGUCCUGGCAAAGUUUUUUUUUUGUUUAGUUUUUUUUCUCCACGUUAUAUCUUGGAUCAAAUAGUUUGUUAUGAAGAUAGCUUUAAAGUAUUUAUGACAACUUAGGGACUGGUUAUGCACAUUAGCUGUAUCCUGUUGCCUUACUGUAGAAUACAGGCAUGCGUUGUUUCACUCGAGAUCUAGGUAAAAUAAAAGUUAAAAAUAGAUCUGGCCAAAUUAAUGUGCAGUGCAACUGGCAUCACUGGAGAUCUCGGUUUGUCAUUUACAGGACACGUAGAGUAUUCCUUCAUUAUUUAAGAAUGAAUGUGAACAUCAGGGGUUACAUGAUAAUUAGUAAUAUGGAUGCACAUAAAAUCUCCAUAAUUUAUCUACUUUAAAACAUGUAAAUCUUUAUUGAAGCAACUAAGAAGGAGCCUGCAGUUUAACCUUUUGAUUAUGUGGGUGUUUUUGAACUAUUGGUGAGCUCAUUUUACUUUUGAUUCAUUUGGAACGACCUUGGGUACACUAUAACAUGCAUAGUUACAGCUGAUACCAUGGCUUGCAAGUUGCAAGGUAAAUCUAUCCACUCGCAAAUUUUCACUGUGAUGGAAACAUAGCCAUUGAGACACAAGAAUCUAGCGCAACAUCAUGCUAAAGCUACAUAAAACCACACCAGCAGAACGUUUUGGUUUUUUUUUGUUUUUGUUUAGAAUUUACUGAAAACUAUUCAGCACCUUAGACUCAAUGUGUAGCAUGCAACUUAGAACUGAAGUUACGAGGGAAGAGCUCAUUGUGUUUCCCAGAUUGUACUGACUUUGUCAAAAACAAAACACAGUAGAUGUGUUAAGUGAUAUAGGGGGAAUGCUGUAAAAUGAUGUACAUGUCAUGACAAUGUCUUUAUGUUCUUCUGAUUUUUUUUUUUUUUUGCUCCGUGUGUAGAAUUGUGUAUUAUAGACUAAAAGCAGUAUUAUUCUAAAUAUAAUUUAAGCAAACCAAGCCAUGCAUGGUUUAAAAAGGUGUCACUUCUGCUUGAUACAAAGGGAGGUUCACUUUGGUUCUCAGAGCUGUAGGAUUUCUAUGCGUGUUAUUAAAUCUUUUUACUUCACGGACUGAUUUACCAGCAACUCCUGUGGAAUCCCUUAGAAGCCUUUGAUUUCAUUGCACUCAACAUUUUUCUUCUCUUCAUUUAACAUUAGCUCAUCACACACACAUCGCUGCCUGUGCCAUAACAUCACUGUGGAACUUGGACACAAGCUCUAUACAACCAAGGCUUCUAUUGCGUCUAUGCCCACAGCAAAAACUAUGUAAAAACUACAAU
This is a messenger RNA of Toxotes jaculatrix (banded archerfish), 7630 nucleotides long. RefSeq names its product formin homology 2 domain containing 3b (gene fhod3b). Gene Ontology annotation, molecular function: actin filament binding. The transcript has 28 exons. The record is from RefSeq and is a predicted model, not a curated record. Lineage: Eukaryota; Metazoa; Chordata; Actinopteri; Toxotidae. The coding region runs from base 343 to 5058 and encodes 1571 amino acids. Gene Ontology annotation, biological process: actin filament network formation; cortical actin cytoskeleton organization; sarcomere organization. Gene Ontology annotation, cellular component: cytoplasm; cytoskeleton.